CUGUGAAAGCAGCAAAAGAUCAACAAGUUCGAGAAUAUUGGAUUAAAGUAAUGGAAAUUCGAUUGGUUCGGAAUCAGCUAAUAAAAUGUUACAAAACCGAGGGUGUUAAUCAUUAUAAGAAUUGUAAAAAGUUGGCAGAUCUAUACGUGGAACUGCUUAAAGAAUACAAUUCAUCAAAUUCAUCAAAAGAAAAGCGAUGA
Messenger RNA from Racocetra persica, 200 nucleotides. Lineage: Eukaryota; Fungi; Glomeromycota; Glomeromycetes; Diversisporales; Gigasporaceae. The record is from the annotation of a GenBank genome assembly.